AUGCUCCCCAGACGUCCCACGGUUGAGUUGCGCCAGGACCCAACCUACUUCAAAGAUGAGCUCAUCCCCGAAAUCAUUCACAUUGAAGGCUAUAUUGAGCGUGUCGACAAAGCGAGCAAGCAAGCCAUCUUCAAGCUUACGCCUUGUUCAAUCAACGCUCUCAUUCAAUACCACAGAGCGGUCCAUUGUCUCGACGGCGAGGCCGAUGAGUCGAAGAGGACCCACGCCGCAGAGAUUCACAAAUUAUUCAUGCAGUCAAUACACCACUUCUCCCACAGUGCCUCUGUGCUGGAGGAAAUGGAGGCAGAUGGUACAGGUGAGCUGCCCUGUAAGGAGAGUGAAGACGUCAAAGUCCGAAUUUGGAGACUGGCAUUCAGUGUGUGGCCUGCGGGGUGGACAAGGCGGGAAUAA
Molecule: messenger RNA, 411 nt
Organism: Neoarthrinium moseri
Lineage: Eukaryota; Fungi; Ascomycota; Sordariomycetes; Amphisphaeriales; Apiosporaceae
Exons: 1
Coding region: 1-411 (136 amino acids)
Source: RefSeq, a predicted model, not a curated record